AUGAAGUUCUCUCUGGCUGAUAGCAGCGCUGUUGUGCUUGCUCUGGCAACUCAGCUUGCCAGUGCGGCCGAUUGCAAUGCCGACAACUGUCUCCGCGCUCUGAGAGCUACUCAGACCCCGGGCCGCCUAGAGACUGCGCGUGCUUUCUGUGCCACUUUCACGGCUGGCACAGUUGCGCCUACUGCUACCCCGGCCUUCGCCCUCGACAACUGCAAGGCCAACCAAGUUGGCAAUGCUGAGGUUCGCAUCUCGAGUGCCUGUUCCUGCAUUGCUGCGCCGUCGACCACCACCAGUGUGGGCACCCCCACCGGGGCUGCUUGCUCUGCAGUCAGCGCUUCAUGGGCCGCUCAACUCGCAGCUACGGCUACACCGACUGUGGAGGCCAAGCUUGCCUACGACUGCAUCAACUCUGCGCCUCUGAACAAGGCGGCGGCUCUUAAGUUUAUCGACGAGCUGAAGCCGUACCUCGAGUGGCAGUCCGACUUGGCUUUCCUGAAGGACCCGCCAGCCGACUACUUCUUCCCGCCCCACGAUCUCUUCGGUGCUCUCGACAAAGUCCGUGCCGGUAUUGAGGCUGACCAGUACCCCAACGAAUACUCCUGGCAGCAGGACAUGUUCAUCAAUGUCUUCGGACCCGGCCACGACGGACACUUGUACGUUUACUCUGAUAUUCUCACCAACGCCAUUGAGUGGCAGAGACCCUAUGGUCUUGUCUCGAUCAGCGAGGACGGCAGCUCCACGCCGGUUAUCAAGAUCUACGAGGACAUCAUCUCAACCCCCGACACCGCGUCCACUCUGAAGCUCAUCAACGGUGUUGAUGCGGUCAAAUUCAUCCAGGACCUCAUCUUCAAGGUCACUGGCAACCAGGAUGCCGACUCUGCCUACAACUCCAUGUUCUACGAGAAGGCCUACGGAGCCGUCGGAGGCACGGGCUACUUCAAGCGGGGCGGCCGUACCCGUUACGUCUACCCUGGCGAAGCCACUUCCUUCACCUUCGAGAACGGCACCUCUGUCGAGCUUUCCAACGUUGCCAGACUCAAGGGCAACUGGACCGGCGUCGUCGACGGCACCACGUUCUUCAAGAAGUUCGCCCCAGGCGCCGUCGCCGCCAAGGAGGCCGCUCCCACCACUAGCGCCACACCGACUAGCUCCGCUGCACCCGCCGCCACACCUACUGGGGUGCCCGGCUACCCUGCCCCUGUCAUCAUCAGCAGCGACGAAAUUGUGUCUGGCUACUUCAUUGACCAGCCGGGCUUCGAGGAUGUUGCCGUCUUGGCUAUGCUCUCUUUCUCACCCGAGGACCCUCCUGAGUUCCAGAGGGUUGUUCAGGACUUCUUCGCGGCUGCUGUCCGCGCUGGAAAGACCAAGCUCGUCGUCGAUGUACAGGUUAACGGUGGUGGAUACAUCUUCCAGGGCUACGAUACAUUCCGACAGAUCUUCCCCGACAUUGUCCAGGAGGGCACUGGCCACUGGCGCUACUCCCCUGGCUUCAAGGCCGUCUCAGAAGUGUUCUCCAAGAACUGCGAGGGAUACGACCCCGAGACAGCUUCUGACGAACUCAUUCAACAGUGUGAGGCCGUUUACAACUGGGGCUAUGACUUGGACGGAAACCUGGACAAGUUCACCUCUUACUCGGACAAGUUCCCUCCGGCCGUGUACAAGGAUGACCAGUACACAGACCUCAUCCAGUGGGACUUCAACAACCCCUUGGACACCACCAACACCACCUAUGGUAUUGGUUACGACAUCACUGGCUACGGCUCUCGCAAGAAUUUCACCAGGCCCUUUGGCGGACCUGAGAACAUCGUUCUUCUUUUCGAUGGCUACUGCGCCUCGACUUGCACCCUCUUCUCUCAGUUCAUGAAGUGGGACGCCGGAGUAAAGAGCAUCGCCAUGGGUGGCCGUCCUGAAAUCAAGGGCAAGAUCCAGGGCGUCGGCGGCGUCAAGGGAUCGCAGAGCUACGGCUUCAGCAGCGUCUACGGCUACACGCAACUCGCCAAGGAAAAUACCGAGGACCCGGCCCUGAUUGCGGAGCUCGACCGCUUCACGACUUAUGUCACCUCUCGUUCUUCAGCCGCCGGUGUCAACGUCAAGGACGAAAUCCUCCGCCAGAACUGGGACGAUGGCACCCCUGCGCAGUUCAUUGCCGAGUACUCUGACUGCAGACUCUUCUGGGAGGCCAGCAUGCACACCGACAUCACCAACCUCUGGAAGGCCGCUGCCACGGCCGCUUUCAAGGGUGGAAAGUGCGCCUUUGGCGGCAUUGACUACGCCUCCACCGGAUCAGCUAGGAAGCGUACUGCUGAGCGCCCGGCGCCCUUUAACAGACCUCGUAUUGGUAUCCCGAAGGGUGUGCCGAAGCGCGUGCCUGUGGCCAAGCGCGACGUCGACGCUCCAAAGCCGUGGACCUUCGAGGCUAACCAGCUCAUGGUUGCUGAGAAUUAA
Molecule: messenger RNA, 2445 nt
Organism: Colletotrichum chrysophilum
Lineage: Eukaryota; Fungi; Ascomycota; Sordariomycetes; Glomerellales; Glomerellaceae
Exons: 3
Coding region: 1-2445 (814 amino acids)
Source: RefSeq, a predicted model, not a curated record